GCAGAUUUAUGUAACAGUAUCUCCCCUCCAAUUCUACUAAAACUGAUAAGGGCAAGUCUCAUGCCACGUAGUGAGGACAUAAAUGGGAGAGAUAUUUACGUUGGCCAACGUAUGAUAGUUAUAAUAAUUUACGAUGACAGUUCUACUACUUUUUCUGAUGCAAUUUACAAUGCUAUUUCUGGAACUAUUAAUAAAGGGGCGCCUUCCUAA
Messenger RNA from Racocetra persica, 210 nucleotides. Lineage: Eukaryota; Fungi; Glomeromycota; Glomeromycetes; Diversisporales; Gigasporaceae. The record is from the annotation of a GenBank genome assembly.